Silurus meridionalis is the source of this 1786-nucleotide messenger RNA. RefSeq names its product cilia- and flagella-associated protein 58-like. Bases 88 to 1746 code for a protein of 552 amino acids. The record is from RefSeq and is a predicted model, not a curated record. NCBI's taxonomy places the organism in Eukaryota, Metazoa, Chordata, Actinopteri, Siluriformes, Siluridae. Gene Ontology annotation, biological process: regulation of DNA-templated transcription. The transcript is spliced from 15 exons.
AUAUCGUGAGGACGCAGAUCUGUCAUUACUUCGUGCGAUUUCGCGCCGGUGAGGUGUUUAUUGAGAAAUCUCUGAUCGACAGAGAAGAUGCGGAAUUUCUUUCAUUUAGUUCAAGCUUGUGUGUCUGAGCUUCAGCUCCGCUCCCUGAUGUGCACAGCUGUAACUGCAAUCGCGGCCGCCAUCAUUUACUAUUUAAUUCGAAAAGAUGGGGAAACAGAUGCAGACCCAGGGAAAGCAUCUGCCAGCGAAGACUCUAGCUCACCAUGUGGCGUUCCUCAGGACCAGGACAUGGUACCUGCUGCUUCCUGUUUUGCUGCUGAGAUGGAUCAGAAUGAAGCUGAUAAAUAUCAGGAAGCUCAGCUGGAGAAUGAGAAACUGUGGAAGUAUGUGGAGACACUCAGGGACACCAUUCACUACAUGAAGAUCCUGAUACAUGAGACUCAAAACAAGCAUAACCAGGAGCGAGAAAGAGAUCAGAAGGCUCACAAUACCCUCCAGCUCAUGCAUGAAGAGAUGACAAAGAAAAUUAAACAACUCUCUAGCUCUUUGGAUCAAGUGGAAGAGCAACAUGAGAAGGCUUUGAAGUCCUUUGAUCUCCUGCAUUUAGAGAUGUCCAGCCUGAUGAAGGAUGUGGAGAUACUGAAAGGCAGAAUUCAGGACAUGGAAAGCCAGAUCUGUAAGACAAAGAAGAAGCAAGAUGAGGUUGAAGAUGAUCUGAAAUAUCAAGAGGCUCAGCUGGAGAUUGAGAACCUGAAGAAGUAUGUGGAGACACUUAGAGGCACCAUUCAGGACAUGCAGAUCUUUAUGUACGAGACUCAAAACAAGCAUAACCAGAUAUCUAAGAAUGAACCUCAGUUGAAAUAUCAGGAACCUCAGGUGGAAAAUGAAAACCUGAAGAAGUAUGUGGAGACACUUAGAGGCACUAUUCAGGACAUGCAGAUCCUCAUGUAUGACACUGAAAACAAGCAUAACCAGGAGCAAGAGAGAGAACAGAAGGCCCACAAAGCUCUCCAGCUCAAGCAUGAAGAGACGAUAAAGAAGCUACAACACUGUGAAGAGUUACUCUCUGAGUGUGAGAGAGAGCGAGUGGCUUACCAAAACCUGACUAUGAAGUUCAGUAAUUCAAAGGAGUCUCUGACUGACAUCAAGGCUUUAAUUAAGAUCUCUUUGGGUCAAGUGUUGGAGAAACAUCAGAAGGCUAUGGAAUCUUUUAACAACCUGCAGUUUGAGGAGUCCAGCCUGAUGAAGGAUGUGGACCUACUUAAAGGCACAGUUCAGGACAUGGGGAGCCUGAUCAAUGAGACACAGAAGGAGCAAGAUGAGGAGUAUGAGCGAGUGUUUCAGGCUUACAGCAACCUCCUCUUAGAGCAACAACAGAUGAAGAAGAGUUUAAGUUCUUGCGAAAGUUUACUAAAAGAAUGUAAGACCGAACACAGGCCUCACUAUUUCCUCAGAAUUGAACACAAUAGAAUGAAGACUCUGGAUCAAACUGAGGAGUUAAUGAAGGUAGCUUUGGCUGAAGUUAUGGGGAAACAUCGAAAGGCUGUUAAGUCGGUUGCUCAGCUGGGGUGCAGCCUGACAGACAAGACAGAGUCACUGCAGGAGAAGGUGCAGAAAAUGGAAAGUCUGAUCGCUGAGUCUCAGAAGAAGCAUGACGAGGAGUUUGAUCAAGAACAGGAAGCUCAUAACAUCGUUCAGUCCGUGGUAGAAAAGUUGGAGAAGUUACACCAUUGCGAAGAGUUAUAAAUGGGGUUGCCACAGCAGAUCAUCCGUCUCCAUACCCCCC